Dermacentor silvarum is the source of this 1487-nucleotide messenger RNA. RefSeq names its product leukocyte elastase inhibitor A-like. Bases 1 to 1377 code for a protein of 458 amino acids. The record is from RefSeq and is a predicted model, not a curated record. NCBI's taxonomy places the organism in Eukaryota, Metazoa, Arthropoda, Arachnida, Ixodida, Ixodidae. The transcript is spliced from 6 exons. Gene Ontology annotation, molecular function: serine-type endopeptidase inhibitor activity.
AUGGAAAAGGGUGCUAGUCAGAAGGCUCAACAGCCGUCCCAGAAGCAGCAGCAGCAACAAACGCUGGCACCGGCGUCCGUCCAAUCGUGUGCGUCUUCGGCGAAGCCCAUGGCUCCCGUUCAAGUGGCCGAUGAACCCGAACAACGGCAGGAGCAUGUCGUCGUGUCCCCGGAGGAGGUGACGGCACUAGCCCCCACCAUUACGAGCGCUCUGCUCGCCUUCACCAUUGAGCUGCACCAGAAGCUGCGCGAGGUGGGCGGCUCCAAGAACGUCCUCUUCUCGCCGUUUCUCGCCGCGGGCGCCCUGAUCGCGCUCUUUCACGGCGCUAGGGGGCGCGCGGCGCGCCACCUUGCGCGCCUGCUGCACCUGCACGAGUCAGACGCGCCUCGUGCCGUCGCGUACUUCGCGCGCUGCCACGACCAGCUGUUCGCCUCGUGGCCCAACCACCACCGGCAGGGCUUCAACGCCACGCACGACCUGGCGCUCAUACGGGACCGGAACCUGAACAUGCUGGCCGCGUACGUGGCCUCGCUGUCCCCCUGGUGUCGCACGGAGCCGGACUUCUUCGAGGCGGACAUGGGCAGCGCGGUCAUCCGCAUGGACCUGUGGAUCCGCGCCCUGACGGCGUUCGCCUUCCGCGAGUACGCCGUGUUCGAAUUCCCGCCGUCCACGGGCCGCGACCCGGUCCUGCUUGUUUCCAUCGCCGUGCUGUUCGUCAAGGGUCGCUGGCGGCAGCGCUUCGAGCCGGGCUUCGGCGACUUCCACGAGACGCCCAGCAAGAUGCGCGCCGUGCGCGUCAUGCGCCGACGCGGCAAGUUCCGCAUAGGCGACUGCGGUGACUUGGACGCCACGGCGCUGGAAAUCCCGUACCAGGACCCUAGCAAGACGAUGGUGGUGUUCCUCCCCCGGAUGGAGCGCCUCGCAGCGUUUGAGCACAGCUUGACGCCGGCCAAGCUGCUGCGGUGCCUGGCUAACCUCGAGGAGCGAGAGGUCGAAGUGACGAUGCCCGUGCUUCGUCUGAAGCGGCAUACCGAGCUGGCGCGCAUUGUGUCGAUGUUGGGCACGGCAGAGGUGUUCAAGAGCCGCGGCCAGCUGGGCGGGAUCAGCGACGACAAGAGCCUGUUCGUGUCCACGCUCACGCAUGUCACCGUGUUCCACGCGAACGCCAGGGGAGGAAAGGGGGCGCCCUCAACCGAGCCCCAGACCACCACCGGAUCGUCCCCGACGAGUUCUACGGCAGCACCGGAGCCGGUCAGGUUCACCGUUGACCGGCCUUUCAUGUUCCUUGUCAUGAACAAGGACCCCGACGCGGUGCUGGUCCUUGGAUCCGUCAAGCGGGUCUCCUCCAGGAAGAACAAAGCGCAGUCCGCUAAUUGACAGAAGCCGAGCGUCAUUGCCAUCACUGGCGCUUGGAUUGCGCUCCAGCGCCUCGUGUCAUCUAUCCUAGGUUUGAAGUGAAAGAAUAGACACACGAGGCGACGUUGCAU